GUCACACAAACAGGAAGUGAGUGGAGAGGAGGAACCGAGACAUCAUAACAGAGCUGACCAGGCUGUUGACAGCGGCAGUUUCUAAGGAAAAUACAUGCAGUUUUUUGUUUUUGUGGUCAGUAACGACGAGACGAAACAUGUCGAGAAAACACAAAGAUGAAUAUUACCGGUUUUUUACCGUUAGUGAUCCGCGUUCUCACGAAAAAGGAUACACGGAGUACAAAGUCACAGCAAGGUUUGUGUCCAAGCCUCAUCCAGAGGAUGUGAAGGAGGUUGUGGUGUGGAGAAGAUUCUCAGAGCUGAAGAAGCUUCACGGAGAGUUGGCCUACACACACAGGAACCUGUUCAGGAGACAGGAGGAGUUUCCACCAUUCCCCCGAGCACAAGUAUUUGGACGGUUUGAAGAAGCUGUGAUCGAGGAGAGAAGGAAAGCAGCAGAAGCCAUGCUUUUGUUCACUACUUCUAUACCUGCACUCUACAACAGCCCCCAGCUGAAGGACUUCUUUAGAGGUGGGGAAGUCACAAGACCUUUAGAUCCAUCCCCCUUGUCCUCUUCUGGGCCUCUUCCUCCACCUCUCAUCCCACUACCAAAACGAAGGGCCUCAGACUGUGAGCCAGCUGAGGAGGAGGAGGGGAAAGAGGCUCCUACUUUACCUCAGGACCUCGGUACCAACCUGGGAUUGGAACUGGGAGAGCCUGAAGUGGCAGCCGAGGCUUACAGUGAGAUUGGAGGCACGCCAAGAGAAGAAGAAAGAGAGGAGCUCAGUGAUGCAGAGUUAGACGAUACAGCCCUAUCUCUUCAACCAUCCCCUGCUAGAAUUCAAAAGUCACAGGAAUCCCAAGAGUUUGAUUCCCUGUUUGACUGUGUAGCAGGACCACAGGUCCCCUCUCCAAAGGACGAAGAACCACCUCUGCUGUCUGAUAAUGACUUAGCCGUCUUCGAUCCCUGUUUUAAAAAAGACAGAUCCAGUUCCUUGACUGACCACUCGGAGCUGUUUUCUCUGCCCACCACCUGUCUAGAAGGAGAGGAUUCAGGCUAUCUAAACCAGGCAGCCACCGAGCUAACGGCUGCCAUGGAGCAAGAGAAGGAGGGGAAACUCAGCUCAGCUAUUCAAGGAUACAGGACGGCGGUGGACAUAUUGAUCACUGGAGUACAGGGUGAAGCCGAUCCAGUGCGCAAGGAAUCCGUGAUGAGAAAGACGGCGCAGUAUCUACAACAUGUUGAGAUGUUGGUGGACAGACAUUCCUCACCCACAAUCGUUCACACAUCCACAGACACAAGUCCACAAGCCCCGUAGGUGUACAUCUAACUAAUUAUUUAUAGCACACACAGUGUUCCUGCAGUGAAAAUGUGUGAAACAGAAUUCUCAGGUUUAUGACAUACAUGCAGACAAACACAUACAUGAAUCUGACAGAAAUAUCCAAACGCACUACUGACAAAUACAUGGAAUUAAAAAAUGUACAGUGAUACUGAACCAACGCGUUUUAAGACAGUUCAUAUGUACGUGCACACAGACUAUUACACACUCUCCACCGUCGACUGAUGGACUUUCUACUAUGCUCUUGCUGACUUUAGAGAUCUCUCUGUAAAUUCACUAAUUAUGAUUUUUGCACAGAAUCGUUAUGCUAAUAAAUUUGUUGUAAUUUAACUAA
Messenger RNA from Cynoglossus semilaevis (tongue sole), 1653 nucleotides. It is a transcript of the gene snx15, whose product is annotated as sorting nexin 15. The record is from RefSeq and is a predicted model, not a curated record. Lineage: Eukaryota; Metazoa; Chordata; Actinopteri; Pleuronectiformes; Cynoglossidae. Gene Ontology annotation, molecular function: phosphatidylinositol binding. The coding region runs from base 138 to 1298 and encodes 386 amino acids. The transcript is spliced from 7 exons.